UUAAUCUAGGCGCCCCCUUCAGAACCCUCAGUGUGCGCUGUGUGCGCCUUUUCGUGCCAUGGGCAAGCGGAAGUGGCAUGGAAGAGGCAAAAGCAAAGGAGGUGGCAAGGGGAAGAAGAAGGCCCGGAACAAGGACUCCUCAGAAAAAAGUAAAGCAAAGCGACCUCUGGGACCUAUGCCCCAGUCUGCAGUGCUGGUCACCAGCCACACCCCAAGCCAAUGUCAAAAGGCGACUCGUGAAGCCAUCCGCCUCCUCGAGCGCCUCGACGAGCUCCACAGCUUGAGCUCCACAGCUCCGGCUGAGGUCCCGGAGCUGUCGGUGGGAAAAGCGCUGGAGGAGGAAUUGGCAGCGUUGAAGGAGCCCAAAGACCAGCGGCCUUUCCGCUUCUACUGUGAGGUGAGCCGCGGCGUGGCCCUCUUGAGCGCCGCCACGAAGCCUUCCGCCUUGGUCUCGAAGCUCUUCGCGCGUCAGGUCUCCAGAACCACUGGAACGCCCGUGCGCUUCGUGGUGCGUAUGGCUCCUCUGGACGUGGUCUGUUCACCACACCUCAAAAAUUUCCAGGCCGCUGCAGAAGCGGAGCUUCCGAAGCUGCUGGAGGGCGCCCGAGAAGGUGCUGGAUGGUACUGCUCCUUCCACAGCCGGGCCAUGGGCACCAUCAAGCGCGAGGACGCCAUGCAGGUCUUAAAGCAGGUGGGUGCAUGCGAAAGAACGGUUUCCAACCGGUGGUGGGACAUCCGGAUCACAUUGAAGGUGACUUCUUUUUUUGUAAUCAUGUGGAAGAAUGUGGAGCAUGGGUCGAAAGAUGCCAAACAGAUACACUGAUACACCACAACCAAGCGAGGCAGCCAUGUUUUCAUACAUAAAUGUUGCGUGAUGAGGUUGGACAAAUGGAGGGCCCUUCAAGCUUCUGAAGGUCUCCGACAUCAUUUUGAUAAAACUGCGAUCCACUGCCAUGUGUAUGAUAUCAAUAGCAGCUAGAUGCUGCUGGACCCUUCUUAGAUGGGAACCUCAACCGGAGCUGGACGAAUCUGCAGGGAAGGGGAAUGCAUCUGCAGAGCGCCCCAUCUUGUGCAACCAGGGAUCAUGUGGAUUCAGUGCCAAUAGUGAUAUUUGAUGGAAGGAAACACGUUUCCAAUGGCCCCAAGAUGUCUCUCUUACCAAAGGUCGUCCCUAUAGCCGUGGUUUAGAGACGCAAGAACCGAGCUUUUCUGCGGUGUUUUCCCAACUGCGCUUGCGCCUUCUCUUUUUGGUGGAGAAGGCUGUCAGACAAUGUCCAAAUCAUCUCUGGCGUGACUGGCAGACUCGCUGACCUGACGCUUCUUGGGGAGAGGCAUCCAGAGGACGCAGCAGACUCCGGGCGGUUGAGACGCCGGCGCUUGAGGUGAUGGCUCCCCUGAAGUUGGAGCUGUCGGUGUCCGAGGCGGAGUAUAUGAUCCUCAUAGAGGUGAAUCCAAUCCUUUGCGGCUUUGCGGUGCUGAAGGAUUAUGAAGGACAGCUUCAUGAGUGUCACUUGCAGAACGCUUCGGAAGCCUUCGAACACGACGCCGCCAGCGAGCCCCUGUCGGACGACGAGGGCUCCGAGAGUGAAGCGCCCGACGAGCCCGACGAGCCUGCCCGGGCUGAGGAGACCCAUGAGGCUGAGUAGCAA
Messenger RNA from Durusdinium trenchii, 1649 nucleotides. NCBI's taxonomy places the organism in Eukaryota, Dinophyceae, Suessiales, Symbiodiniaceae. The record is from the annotation of a GenBank genome assembly.